Sorex fumeus (smoky shrew) is the source of this 936-nucleotide messenger RNA. RefSeq names its product olfactory receptor 5M8. The transcript has a single exon. The record is from RefSeq and is a predicted model, not a curated record. Gene Ontology annotation, molecular function: G protein-coupled receptor activity; odorant binding; olfactory receptor activity. Bases 1 to 936 code for a protein of 311 amino acids. Gene Ontology annotation, biological process: sensory perception of smell; G protein-coupled receptor signaling pathway. Gene Ontology annotation, cellular component: membrane. Lineage: Eukaryota; Metazoa; Chordata; Mammalia; Eulipotyphla; Soricidae.
AUGAAAAGAAAUUUCACCUCAGUAUCUGAAUUUAUUCUCCUGGGACUGACCAACCGCAGGGAUCUGCAGAUAAUCCUCUUCCUGCUGAUUCUGGUCAUUUACCUGAUCACAAUAGCAGGGAACCUUGGCAUGAUUGUACUCAUCCAAAUCAACUCCAAACUCCACACUCCCAUGUACUUCUUCCUGAGUCACCUCUCCUUUGUGGAUCUGUGCUUCUCCACGAAUGUCACCCCGAAGAUGCUGGAGAUUUUCUUAUCUAAGAAGAAAACUAUUUCCUACCCUGCAUGUUUGGUGCAAUGUUACCUUUUCAUCGCAUUGGUCCAUGUGGAGAUCUAUAUCCUGGCCGUGAUGGCCUUUGAUCGGUACAUGGCCAUCUGCAACCCUCUGCUCUAUGGCAGUAAGAUGUCCAAGGGGGUAUGUACAUCACUCAUCACAGUGCCUUAUGUGUAUGGGGCACUGACCGGCCUCAUGGAAACCAUGUGGACCUAUAACCUGGCCUUUUGUGGUCCCAAUGAGAUUAACCACUUCUACUGUGCAGACCCACCCCUCAUCAAGCUGGCUUGUUCGGACACCUACAACAAAGAAACAUCCAUGUUUGUGGUGGCUGGAUGUAAUCUUUCCUUUUCUCUCCUCAUCAUUCUGGUGUCCUACCUUUAUAUUUUUCCUGCUAUCCUGAGGAUUCGUUCCUCAGAAAGCAGACGUAAAGCUUUUUCCACCUGUGGCUCCCAUCUCACAGCUGUCACUGUAUUCUUUGCAACACUUUUCUUCAUGUAUCUCCGACCCCCCUCAAAGGAGUCGGUGGAGCAGGGGAAAAUGGUGGCUGUGUUUUAUACCACAGUAAUCCCAAUGCUGAAUCCUAUGAUUUAUAGUCUUAGAAAUAAGGACGUGAAAGAAGCACUAACCAAAGAGUUGUUAAGGAAAAAAGUACUUUCUUAA